Diatraea saccharalis (sugarcane borer) is the source of this 693-nucleotide messenger RNA. The record is from the annotation of a GenBank genome assembly. NCBI's taxonomy places the organism in Eukaryota, Metazoa, Arthropoda, Insecta, Lepidoptera, Crambidae.
AUGUUGAAGCUAUGGCAGAAUUACUUUAGAACUCUCCCGAAGAUGUACACACUGGGUUUUUUAAUGCUACCAGCAUUAGCUAUUCUCGGCACCUGCGCCGCUUACUACGGGGACGGAUACGCGGGUAGAAACCUGAUUGUAAGGGAGGAGCCCCAAGAUGAUGAAGGAGAGUUGGUAGAGUGUCCAGUCUGUACCAAUGCUAGGAAUGGCGAAUGGGUGCAGAGUAAUGAAAUCUGUCCCAUCGUCAGAGGCAACAAAAGAUACAAGAGGUGCCAGCGAGGAACCACAAUGUAUUGUAUUAUUUGUGGCAUAGUUGAUGAGGAUUAUGAUGAAAAUUCAAUUGCAUUUCACGUCAAUAGUCCAAAACACAUAUGCAAUGAAAUCCUUGCUGAAUAUUGUCAUAAUAAAAAAGCUUUCAGCAAGAAUCGAGAAGGUAUUCACAUUUUUACCGAUGCUGAAAUGUUGAUUGAAAAAAAUCUGAAAUUAAUAACUAAAUCCACUGAUAAACAUAAGAUAAGGAUUGUUGUUAAACCAAAUAUAAUGGUGAAAUUUUCAUUCACUAUUUCAAAUGACACCAGAAAUGAUGAUAUGUUAGUUGUUGGCUUCCAAUUGGCUCAUCCUCAGCCACAAUUCAGUAUGAACGAUCAUCCAUAUAUUUUUGGGCAAGAUCCACAUGUUUUAGAGAAAAGUUAG